This is a messenger RNA of Hansenula anomala, 1251 nucleotides long. Its product is annotated as MFS transporter. Lineage: Eukaryota; Fungi; Ascomycota; Saccharomycetes; Phaffomycetales; Wickerhamomycetaceae. Gene Ontology annotation, cellular component: membrane. The record is from RefSeq and is a predicted model, not a curated record. Bases 1 to 1251 code for a protein of 416 amino acids. Gene Ontology annotation, biological process: transmembrane transport. Gene Ontology annotation, molecular function: transmembrane transporter activity. The transcript has a single exon.
AUGUCAUUUAGAAAUCCACCUGCAAAUUUAUAUCGUGUUAUUGCUCUAUGCUGCUGGGGACUUGGUGCUGGAAUGACAGAUGGUGUAAUCGGAUCUCUAUUGCCCUUCAUAGAAGAUUACUACAAAGUUAGCUAUGGUAUUGUUUCGUUGUUAUGGUUAGGUAACGCACUAGGAUACAUAUUGAUUGGUUUGAUAGGAUAUCAGAUUGAUAAUUGGCUAGGUAAAUGGAAAUCAUUGAUAGUUGGCUGUGUUUUCCAUAUUGCAAUGAGUGCUAUAUUGAUUAGUGGUACAAAAUUUCCUGUGAUUUGUGUAGCAAUGUUCUUUGGUGGAAUUGGUUGUGCAAUAAAUAUGUCACAAUUGAACAUUUUCCUACCAAUGCUUGGUGCCAAAUACAUCGGGAUUUAUAGCGGGUUUUAUGGUACUGGUGCAUUUGCAGGCCCAUUAUUAGCAACCGUUAUGACUGAUCGUCAUGUUAAAUGGAAUUAUUUUUAUUUCAUUCUGGUAGGAUUGACACUUUUCAAUUUGGUCUUUAUCGGAAUAACUUUCAGGAACUAUGAUACUGAUUUUAUUAAUUAUAGAUCGGGUAUUGAUGAAGAUGAAAAUGAAAAUGAACAGAGUCAGGAACCAACGUCUAAACAGCAUGAUUUUAUAUCAGCAUUCAAAAAUUUCAGAACCUGGUUAGGUUGCAUAUUUGUGUUUUUCUAUCAAGGAGCUGAGGUUUCAAUGGGAGGCUGGGUUGUUACUUUCAUACUUACGUAUAGAAAAGGAGAUGCUAAUUCUGUUGGGUUUGUAUCUUCUGGGUUCUGGGCUGGUGUUACUAUAGGUCGAUUUCUUUUAACAAAUCCAUUAAUCAAAUAUAUGGGAAACAGAAGAUCUGUACUCAUACUAGCAAUAGUGAUAAUGGUGUUUGAUGUGCUUACUUGGUUAGUUCCAGAAAAGAUUGCUGCCGGAUUAUUUGCUUCUAUGGCUGGAUUAUUUAUAGGACCUAUCUAUCCAAUUAUGAUUACGUUAUUAUCCCAGAUCUUACCAAGAAAGAUUAGAUUUUGCUCACUGGUGUUGAUUAGUGCAUUUGGAAGUUCAGGUGGAAGUGCAGUACCAUUUAUGGUGGGUAUGAUAAGUCAAGUUCGUGGAACAUUUGUUCUUCAUCCAAUUUUCCUAGGAUGCUACGUUUUAUUGUUUCUAUCUUGGAUUUUCUUGCCAAACAUUGAGAGGAAAGGUGCUAUAAGAAAUUACUGGCAAAGGUUCUGGUGA